Mus musculus (house mouse) is the source of this 1207-nucleotide messenger RNA. It is a transcript of the gene Lrrc26, whose product is annotated as leucine rich repeat containing 26. Gene Ontology annotation, molecular function: potassium channel activator activity; voltage-gated potassium channel activity; transmembrane transporter binding. Lineage: Eukaryota; Metazoa; Chordata; Mammalia; Rodentia; Muridae. Gene Ontology annotation, cellular component: cytoskeleton; voltage-gated potassium channel complex; plasma membrane. The record is from RefSeq and is marked validated. Gene Ontology annotation, biological process: potassium ion transmembrane transport. The transcript has 2 exons. Bases 79 to 1074 code for a protein of 331 amino acids.
GGGCAGGAGAGUUAAUACUUGUGCAGGUGAGGCUGAGACGGCUUUGGGGCACCUUGACUCCAAAGCCCGAAGCCGCACAUGCGGGGUUCUUUUUUCUCGCGGCUUCCGCCGCAACUCUCUCUGCUGCUGCUGCUGUCGUUGAGGCGAGUCUGGACCCAGGAGGAUAUUGGAACUGCCCCUUCUAAAUCCCCGGUGGCCCCCGAAUGCCCCGAGGCAUGUUCAUGUUCACUAGGCGGCAAGGCCAAUUGCUCCGCACUCGCGCUGCCUGCGGUACCAGCGGACCUGAGCUGGCAAGUACGCUCACUGCUGCUGGAUCACAAUCGCGUGAGCGCGCUGCCUCCGGGUGCCUUCGCCAAUGCAGGCGCGCUGCUAUACCUAGAUCUGAGGGAGAACCGGCUUCGGUCGGUGCACGCACGAGCUUUCUGGGGUCUGGGAGUGUUGCAAUGGCUGGACCUGAGCUCCAACCAGCUGGAAACUCUGCCUCCUGGCACCUUCGCGCCGCUGCGCGCGCUUAGUUUCCUCUCCCUAGCGGGUAACCGGCUGGCACUCCUGGAGCCUUCGAUCCUGGGCCCGCUUCCAUUACUGCGAGUGCUCAGCCUGCAGGACAAUUCACUAUCGGCAAUCGAGGCGGGUUUGCUGAAUAACUUGCCUGCCCUCGAUGUGUUGCGCUUGCAUGGCAACCCCUGGACGUGCAACUGUGCGCUGCGUCCCCUUUGCACUUGGCUGCGUAAGCACCCGCGUCCAGCCUCAGAAACUGAGACCCUGCUCUGCGUGUCUCCAAGACUCCAGACGCUCAGCCUACUGACAGCUUUUCCGGAUGCCGCCUUCAAACAGUGCACUCAGUCACUAGCAGCGCGAGACCUGGCGGUGGUCUACGCUCUCGGGCCGGUCUCUUUCCUUGCUAGUUUGGCCAUCUGCCUGGCAUUGGGCUCCGUGCUCACUGCUUGUGGUGCACGGCGCCGCCGCCGCCGCCGCACCACGGUGCGCCACUUACUAAGGAGACAGCUAGACCCCGAGGGCCCACCCUCCCUGGAGGAUGCUGGGAGCCCUGUAACAGCAGCUAUCCAAGCCUAAGGGGACUGCAGGUUGUUUCUAGUGCUCCUGAAGUGCCUCCGUACUUUGAGAACUCUCCCCAAAUCCCUGAUCCUCCCUUCACAUUCCCUGUAGGCGUCAACAAUAGACAAAACCCGGAAAUUUUCUGACAUUC